Neoarthrinium moseri is the source of this 3390-nucleotide messenger RNA. RefSeq lists its product as uncharacterized. Gene Ontology annotation, cellular component: cytoplasm. The record is from RefSeq and is a predicted model, not a curated record. The transcript has 3 exons. NCBI's taxonomy places the organism in Eukaryota, Fungi, Ascomycota, Sordariomycetes, Amphisphaeriales, Apiosporaceae. Gene Ontology annotation, molecular function: ATP-dependent chromatin remodeler activity; ATP binding. The coding region runs from base 1 to 3390 and encodes 1129 amino acids.
AUGGGUAGUCCGACCAAGCGGGGGCCGCUGCAAGAUGUCUCGCAACUGCACAAUGUCAAUCGUGCGCCCGCUCAACAAGUCCACGACGUCAAGAGCGAGACGGGCGAGCGAGGUCGAGACGCCCUGUCUGGUCAGGAACAAGCCCUGCGGGCCAACAGCGAAGCGCAGCAGGAUGCUCUUCGACAACCAUCGUCCCAGCAAGAUCAAGCCCGACGAGGGCGAGAAAUAGACGAGAUAUUCAGGGGAAGCCAUCAAGCUCAUUUUGAUCGAUCUCAAGCAAACCCAAAUGGCGCUCAAGUCCAGCCUGCAAACCCUCUUUCGGGAGCGAUCGUGCCCACAACUGCCCCAGUAAGGGAGUGCCAGAUGCAGGAUUGGCCAAGACACCACAUAUUCUGCUCAAGAAUGAUGAACCAUGGACCACAGGCAUUCAACCCACCACCGCCGUUGCCACAAUCAUCUUAUGAUCAUAGCCAGGUUGGGAUUGGGGCCAUUAUUGGGAGCUCUUCCGCCGACAAUUAUGGCCUCGAAGAUGACGACGAUCUUUGGGGCGAGGAGGCCUUCCGAUGGUCUGUUCGCGAUGAUGACCGGGAUAUCGAUUUCAUACAGUUUCUAGCCAACCUGCCUGAUAUUGACGUGCCGCCGGAAGGGCGAAAGAAGAAGCCAGGCGCGUUGACGUGCAAACUGAUGCCGCACCAGCGAGUAGGCUUAACGUGGCUGAUCAACCAAGAGGAAAGUAGUGCCAAGGGCGGCAUUCUGGCCGACACCAUGGGUCUUGGGAAGACAAUCCAGGCACUGGCCCUGAUAUUGGCUCGCCCAUCAAACGACUGUGCUCACAAAACCACGCUCAUAGUGGCCCCACUAGCACUACUGAGGCAAUGGGAACGUGAGAUCGAAGACAAGGUCAAGUUUGGCCAUAAGCUCAAGACCGUCAUCGUUCAUGGCCAGAAAAAGAAGAGCAUGACCGUCGCGAAACUACUUUCGUACGACGUCGUCUUAACAACAUAUGGAACGAUCGCCUCUGAGCAUAAUCCCCGAAAGAACUCAAAGAACAACAAGGUCCUCCUCUCAACGAGAUUCCAUCGCAUCAUUCUCGACGAAGCGCACAACAUAAAGAAUGAGAAGUCCAAGUCUGCUCGCGCAAUUUCCUCGAUGCGCGCGGACUACAGACUUUGUAUGACUGGAACACCACUCAUGAACAACCUCACUGAGGUUUACUCACUUAUCCGCUUCCUUCGCAUCCCCCCUUACGAUGAGUGGCGCAACUUCUGCCGCGACUUUGUCAAGCCGAUAAAGGGCAGGAGUCCGUCUCUCAAAACUCGUGCUAUGAGGGCUUUGCAAGCUCUACUCCGAGGUAUCUUGCUCCAACGAACAGCGACCAGCCAGAUUGACGGCAAACAGAUCCUUCAGCUCCCAGAACUCGAAAGUAAGGUUGCCGUAACAGAAUUUGACCAAGAUCAACGGGAGUACUACGAGGCUUUGCAACAUCGAUUGCAGCUCAAGUUCAAUCGUUACGUGAAAGAAGGCACCGUUCAAAAAAAUUAUAGCCAUAUCCUCGUCUUGAUUACACGGCUGAGGCAGUGCUGCUGCCACCCGCACCUGAUCAAGGACCAUGGCAUCCCCGAGGGCGCAGACAUAACCUCUGAGGAAAUGGUCAAGUUGGCUCUAAAGCUUGACGACCAGAUUGUGGAGAGAAUAAAACAGGAGACCGAGUUUAAGUGUCCUGUGUGUGACGACAUCACCACGAACCCCAUGAUCAUCUAUCCCUGCGGACAUUAUGUUUGCGGCGGAUGCUUCAGCGGGUUGAUGCAAGUUGGCUUUACCCAGGCCAUCGCCCGUCUAGACUCACAGUCUAUUUGUCCCACACCGCUGUGCCGCCAGGAAGUAGACCCGACUCAAGUGCUCCUCCACACAUACUUCGAGGAGGCACACAGGUCAGAUGCAUCAGAGCCAGGGUCUGAAGAGGAGGAUAUGGAAGACUCUGAUCUCAUCAGUGAAUCAGAUGAUGCCGAUGAGCACGGAGACUUAAAGGACUUUAUCGUAUCGGACGACAGCGAAGAUCUCGACGAGGAAGACUCUCAAUUGGAAGAGGAACAGGUAAAAGAAGAGGAUGACACAAUCCCAGACCUGACAGUGGGAGAAGGGAGAUCAGGACAAGAUGAACGGGAACGGCCCACGAGCUCGUUGAAAGUAUCAGCUUCCCAGAAAGAGGAUGAUUCAGCCGAUUCAGACUCUGAUGAUUCCUUGCCAUCCUUAUCAGAAAUGUGGCAGCGAGCCGACAAGCAAAAGGAGCUAGCCAAAAGGGAGCCUACGCCCAACACCCCUAUCAGAAAAACUCUUCCAUCCAAGCGUACCGUCAAGCGCAAUAAGGGCAGCCCCUCGACUCAAGUCAAGACUGAGGGUGACCUUGGCAUUUUCAGUCAGUCUUCGGAUUACUUUGGCAGGCGCAUAGAAAGGUCUACUUCUAAAGCACCUCGGUCAAAUCAGUCAAAAACAAAGGCAAUAAAACCCGAAGACACAGAUGACGAUAUGGCCGCCAGCAACACCCAAGGCUCCAAACGGCGUCGCAUAUCUCGUACGAAAUCUGCCGCCUCACCAGUUUCCACAAGUCGCGAUCACCAGGGUAGGGCCGAUAUGCAUACGAAAGGAGGCAAGCGCAAAAGAGCUGGGACCAAAGUUGAGGCCAAGGGGGAAGACAAGGAAAAGCCGAGAAGCAUCAAACUUGAGCGUGCAAAGAGACACAAGCCACAAACACUCGCGGAGUUGAAGCAGGCAAGCUUGAAGAAUGCGGCAGCAAAGGAGAAAUACUUCAAGCGACUCAGGAAAGACUGGGAGACCAGUGCCAAGAUCGAUAAGACUAUGGAGAUAUUACGCCGUAUCCGAGAUGAGAACCCACGAGAGAAGACGCUCAUUUUCAGCGUGUUUACGUCAUUCCUCGAUCUCUUGGAGAUCCCCAUCGACGACGAAGGGUACAACUACCGGCGCUACGAUGGCAGCAUGAGCAACCCACUACGUGAGGAUGCGGUCGAGGAUUUUAUGACCAAGCCUGAGGUCAAAGUCAUGUUGGUCAGUCUGAGAGCCGGGAACGCGGGACUCAACCUGCAGGCGGCAACACAGGUCAUCAUCCUCGAACCUUUCUGGAACCCUUACGUUGAAGACCAGGCGAUUGGACGUGCCCAUCGUUUAGGUCAGGAGAAGCCCGUGACGGUCCAUCGCCUGGUUGUGGAAGAUACGGUGGAAGAUCGCAUUCUUGACUUGCAGGAGAACAAGCGCAAGCUCGUUGGCGAGGUACUGAACAGCGAGGCUGCACGGGGUUUGAGUGGCCUAUCCAUCAACGAAUUGGCGGGUCUCUUCGGUAUUGGCACAGGCGGCCGAUCUGGACGAAGAAGAUAA